Molecule: messenger RNA, 2211 nt
Organism: Dipodomys spectabilis (banner-tailed kangaroo rat)
Lineage: Eukaryota; Metazoa; Chordata; Mammalia; Rodentia; Heteromyidae
Gene: Pdgfc
Product: platelet derived growth factor C
Exons: 6
Coding region: 575-1609 (344 amino acids)
Biological process (GO): positive regulation of cell population proliferation; positive regulation of phosphatidylinositol 3-kinase/protein kinase B signal transduction; positive regulation of protein autophosphorylation
Cellular component (GO): membrane
Molecular function (GO): growth factor activity; platelet-derived growth factor receptor binding
Source: RefSeq, a predicted model, not a curated record
CCCGCGCGGCGCCCGCGCCGCCUUCUCCCCCUCCCCCUCCGGGUGGGGUGGGGGUGGGGCGGGGAGCGGGCGCCCGGAGCGCCGCAUCUAUUGGCAGCUCUGUGAUUGAUCCGACAGCGCUCGCCCGCCGACCUGGCUUCCAGACGGACUCCGCGCGACCCCUGAGUCCCCGGCUCGCUCCGGGCCCCUAAACUGACAGGUGCUCCCUGCAAGUCGCCGGUGACUUCUCGCCGCUCCCCCGCGUCCCCACCCCCUCUUUCCUCUUUCGUCUCCCUCCCUCCCCCCCCUCCAGCCCCCACCACUUCGGCACAGCUCAGGAUUUGUUUAAACCUUGGGGAACUGGUUCAGGUCCAGGUUUUGCUUUGAUCCUUUUCAACAAACUGGAGACACAGAAGAGGGCUCUAGGAAAAAAGUUUUGGAUGGGAUUAUGUGGAAACUACCCUGCGAUUCUCCGCUGCCAGAGAAGGCUCGGCGCUUCCACUCCGGUGCAGCCUUCCCCGGGCGGUGGUGAGAGGCUCGGAGUCGCCGCUUCCCCAGUGCCCGCCGCGAGCGAGCAAUCGCCCCAAUCAGCCAAAUGCUCCUCUUCGGCCUUCUCCUGCUGACAUCUGCCCUGGCCGGCCAGAGACUCGGCGCGCAGGCAGAGUCCAACCUGAGCAGUAAGUUCCAGUUCUCCAGCGACAAGGAGCAGAACGGUGUUCAAGAUCCCCAGCAUGAGAGGGUUAUUACUGUGUCUUCAAAUGGGAGUAUUCACAGCCCAAGGUUUCCUCACACAUAUCCAAGAAAUAUGGUCCUGGUAUGGAGAUUAGUGACAGCUGAGAACAUGUGGAUACAGCUUACAUUUGAUGAACGGUUUGGAUUAGAAGACCCAGAAGAUGAUAUUUGCAAGUAUGAUUUUGUAGAAGUUGAAGAACCCAGCGAUGGAACUGUGUUAGGGCGCUGGUGUGGUUCUGGCGCUGUACCAGGGAAACAAAUUUCUAAAGGAAAUCAAAUCAGGAUAAGAUUUGUAUCUGAUGAGUAUUUUCCUUCUGAACCAGGAUUCUGCAUCCACUACAACAUUGUGGCUCCACAAGUCACAGAAGCUGUGAGUCCUACAGUGUUACCCCCUUCAGCUUUACCACUGGACCUGCUUAAUAAUGCGGUUACUGCCUUUAGUACCUUGGAAGAUCUUAUUCGCUAUCUUGAACCAGACAGAUGGCAGCUGGACUUAGAAGAUCUGUAUAGGCCAACGUGGCAGCUUCUUGGCAAGGCUUUUGUUUUCGGAAGAAAAUCCAGAGUUGUGGAUCUGAACCUCCUGAAAGAGGAGGUAAGAUUAUACAGCUGCACACCUCGGAACUUCUCAGUGUCCAUACGGGAAGAGCUAAAGAGAACCGACACCAUUUUCUGGCCAGGUUGUCUCCUGGUGAAACGUUGUGGAGGAAACUGUGCCUGCUGUCUCCACAACUGCAAUGAAUGUCAGUGUGUCCCCAGCAAAGUCACCAAGAAAUAUCACGAGGUCCUUCAGUUGAGACCAAAGACUGGAGUCAGAGGACUGCAUAAAUCACUCACUGAUGUGGCCUUGGAACACCAUGAGGAAUGUGACUGUGUAUGUAGAGGGAACACAGGAGGGUAGUUGUGCCCAAUGAGCAUCCUAAACCCAGAGCUGUCAGGGGCAGCUUCUGGCUUUGUUAGAGAAUUUAGGCAUUAUCUCCACCCUUAAUCUCAGUUGUUGGCUUCAAGGACCUUCCAUCUGCUCAAGAGGAGUGGAGUUAGGAGUUGUGAAGAAGAACUUCAGAGAAGAGGCCCAAAGGAUUACAGAACAAGUCUGCAAAUCAUGAGGAAAAUUAAAACUAAAUGUCUAUCGAUCACUAGCCACUGACAGAGUUGCUGUGUUCUUUUUUUACUAGCUACAUUCUAUAUUUUAUCCUGUUGUGGCUUAGGUUAAUGUCAGUAAAAGAAAAACCUGUACAAAUGAGCAUCUGACUUAUUUGCCCUGCUUAACACAAAAACCCAAUGUUGUGGGCCUAAAAUUAUAGGAAAUCUAGAAUUUUCCCUUUAUAUUUGCAUAAAUAAACCAGAAUACUCUAUGUUCUCUAAACUUAGUUUUGGAAGAGGAACUAUGUUGCUACAGUUUAAACUGGUGCCAUUGGAAAGACUGGAUUUUUCCAUACUUCUUAUUCAAACAUCAACCAUUUGGAAAAAAGAGACCUACAUUUAGGGUUCAAAGGAGGAGAA